UAAAUACUUUAUUGUUCCAAAACCUUUUAUAACCUGUGAAGAAGAAGAUUUUAUAACUGAGGUUAUCACAGACUUACUAAUUCUAUCUUCUUACCUCAACGAUGAUGUAGUAUUUUGGGACAAUCUUGAUGAAGGAUAUCAGAACUUGCAAAAUGCGGCGGAAUGAUGACGCCAACAAUCAGGACAUUGAAGCAAUAAAUGUCUCCAACUAUAAAAAUUUAAAGCAAUAGAUAUAGAAGUUGCAAAAAAUCUGACAUAUUGACUAUAUAAAAGGGGGAAUUGUGUUUUGGGCCCAGUUGGGCCCAAAAAUUAACAAAUGGUCCAUAUAUGUUACAGAAUUAAUAGAAAGGUUAUGAGAUAUUGAGUGACCUAUAUACCCUUCUAAUUUCCAAGUCAGAUUGCUGUAAAUUAAAAGGGAGAAUUGUGUUAAAUGUGAAAUGCCAUGUCACCUUCGCUUCUGUCAGCACUCUCGAUGAAACCUCUGAACUGAGCGGAGCUUAUCAAUGGCGUCCCAAAUGGCGAUCCUGUCCAGAGCCUGUAAAACCCUCCUCAAAACCCUAAACCACCACAACAAUCCCUUUAAAGCUUCCAUUUCCACCUUCACAUUCCUCUCCCAGGAAGCCUAACUCGCCGAGCCCAGCCUUCCCCCGCCAUCUCCCACUCCACUUCCUCCCAACCCCGCCUCAGGGAGCCCGCUCUACAAUUAUUUUUUACGGAUGGACCUUUACUUUAUUCAUAUCAGGAUGCUGCAGACAGGAAAGGAAUCUAUGCCUGAUGAUGAGUCAUAUGAAUUGGUUGUUGGUAUGCUGUUUUUGACAGACCAGAUUGAUGUUGCCUUGAGAUAUGUUGAUUUGACUUUGAAAUCUGGUUAUAUGUUGUCAAUGAGGGUUUUUGCUGAGUGUGUGAGAAAUUGUGUUAACAAAGGCAGGCUGGAUGCUUUGGUGUCUAUUAUAGAGAGGUGCAAGACAAUGGAUCAGAAUAAAGCUCUUUCUCCCUCCUGGAACAUGUGCAUCUUCAUUGCAGAUAUUGCGAUGCAAGAGGAUAAUAGCAAGUUAGCUUUUUAUGCCCUGGAAUUCAUGGCCAGAUGGAUUGCUCGAGGUGAGAAUGCAAGGGGUCCUGUUCUACUCUCUGUGGAUGAGGGGCUUGUUGUAUCAGCACUUGAAACUGCUGGUAGGACUUACAGUUCUACUCUUCUAGAUGCAUCAUGGGCGAUCCUACGACGAUCAUUGCGUCAAAAGAAGGCACCUCAACCAGAAUCUUAUCUUGCAAAAUAUAUGUCGAUGCAGCAUUGGGGAAUUUGUAGAGAGCAUUUAGCACUUUGCAUGAGUUUGAAACCGCUUAUAGGAACUCCCCCAAAGAAGCAAAAGAGGAUAUAUUCUCACCUUUUACAUCUUUACAUCCAUUGGUAAUGGCAAGCUCCAAGAAUGGUUUUGAAACUUUGGACACAGUUUGUCUUCUUAUUUGUAAAAGUUUCUGUUCUCACAAUUCAUUUACUAUAGUUGGUUGAUUUUCCAUAAAGUGAUACUGAAAUCUGAUUAGGGUGUAGUUUAUUUUUACUUUUAUUGUUUUUAGUCGUUUAGGUUCAAUUUAGAUCACGAAAAGUAGAAGGGAAACUCAAU
Molecule: messenger RNA, 1619 nt
Organism: Vitis riparia (riverbank grape)
Lineage: Eukaryota; Viridiplantae; Streptophyta; Magnoliopsida; Vitales; Vitaceae
Product: pentatricopeptide repeat-containing protein At1g26460, mitochondrial-like
Exons: 2
Coding region: 717-1409 (230 amino acids)
Source: RefSeq, a predicted model, not a curated record